GGGAAGUGCAGUUUUCUUACUGUGCUGACGAUCCGCUGCCAGCUGUCAGAAUAAAUACCAAACCUUUCAAACCUUUCGAGCUCAAAUUUUUACGCGCGCUGGUUUUUUGUCCACGGCACUAUGGGUCGUGGAUUCAUAGUAGAAGAUGCUGUGGAGGGAUAUCUUUCUCAACUGUGUGAGCAACAAGCAGGUCCAGUCACAGGCCUCCUGAUUGGGCAGAGUUCAGCCCAAAGGGAUUUUGUAGUUCUUGCAACUCGGACACCCCAAAGGGACGAGUCAACUGGAAGUUCUGUGGACAAAGAGUGGGUCACCGAGCAUGCUCGACAGGUGUCCAGAAUGCUGCCUGGGGGCCUGUCUGUAUUAGGAGUUUUCAUCAUCACCGAUGCAGAUGCCAAAGAUACAUUGACCACACUCCGACAGCUGGUGUUUGCCGUGGAGAACCUGAUCUCCUCUGAGCGCCUGUGGAUCCCUGCGGAGGAUGACGUCACAGACUGCGUCACGCUGCACAUCAACCCAAAAACCAGAAAAACUGUCUGCAGAACAUUUGACGUUAAAGACCCCAAGAGCAUGGCAAAGCCCGCAGACUGGAAGUACCAGUGUGGUGUGUGUUCAUCCUGGCCCACGGUGUCAUGCUGUUUGAACGUGGACAUGUUGGUGCCGCUGCCAGCCAGUACAGAAAGCAUGAAUGAAUGUCUGAAGGAGGGACUGAAAGUGUGGACGCGCCAGAUUGAGAACGCAGUUUGUCUGAUCGAUGGAAAAAAGCUCCCCGAGGACUCAGAACUCACAUCAGGACAGAGGAGGAAUGUGAGGCAGACAUACACCGCUCAGCUGCUCGUCACCCCGGAUUUCCAGAGGGUGUCAGACGUGGUGCAGCAGUGUGGAGGCAGUGUGUGUGUGAGAGGAGCAGUCCACAGCCGAGCUUACCUACACAGCAACAAGCCAAAGGGCAAACUAGCAGAGAAGCUGCUGAAAAGAGAUGUGAUUUCGACGGUGGCCACAAGGGUUCAGAUGUUGUUAGAGGAGCUGCUGACGGCGGACCAGGAGAGCAAGGGCAGCAGCAAACAGCACACAGACCAGCUCUGCCUCCCUCGCCGUGUCUUCUGUCCGGUGAAGGUGAACGGCUCGGUGUGUGUCUCUGACUACCAGUUCAGUGAUGAGGGACUGUCUGAGGUGAGCGACCGGCUGAAAGAGAUGCUGGACAUCGACGCGGCCGACGGAGAUCUGGACGCCAGCCAGGAAACGGCCACUGAAAUCACAGAGAGUGACGCUGUAGAAGCAGAGCACCCAGUGGAAACUGUCGACGCUCCAGAGCCCAAGAAAAACAACUACCUUGGAGUUGCGAUGGCGACUGCUGCUGCCCUGCUUGCCACCGCUGCCUCGAUGCUGUAUCUCAGUGACGCUUGAGACGUGCAUAACACUAAAUAAAGUGCUUCAUUUUGAACAUUUUUAUCAAG
Messenger RNA from Salarias fasciatus (jewelled blenny), 1454 nucleotides. It is a transcript of the gene odr4, whose product is annotated as odr-4 GPCR localization factor homolog. Gene Ontology annotation, biological process: intracellular protein localization. Gene Ontology annotation, cellular component: endomembrane system. The record is from RefSeq and is a predicted model, not a curated record. The transcript has 14 exons. The coding region runs from base 121 to 1404 and encodes 427 amino acids. NCBI's taxonomy places the organism in Eukaryota, Metazoa, Chordata, Actinopteri, Blenniiformes, Blenniidae.